Messenger RNA from Panicum virgatum (switchgrass), 2191 nucleotides. RefSeq names its product U-box domain-containing protein 15-like. The coding region runs from base 148 to 2067 and encodes 639 amino acids. The transcript has 4 exons. Gene Ontology annotation, molecular function: ubiquitin-protein transferase activity; protein binding. The record is from RefSeq and is a predicted model, not a curated record. Lineage: Eukaryota; Viridiplantae; Streptophyta; Magnoliopsida; Poales; Poaceae. Gene Ontology annotation, cellular component: cytoplasm; nucleus. Gene Ontology annotation, biological process: cell surface receptor signaling pathway; protein ubiquitination.
UCUGGCCCAGGGCGUCGGAGCACUCCCCCUGGAACUCGCCGUGCGAGAUCCCCUGCACUUCCCCUGGCAUUGCCUUCCCUGUUCUCCCAUCUCUUCGUCCCGGCCGUUCUCGUGCCCUCUGCGUCGAUCGCCGCCGCUUCAUGCCGCAUGCCGCCACCGACGCAGCCGCCGCCGUCGUCCCCGGACGACCCGGAGCCCUCGGUGGCGCGGGAGAUGGACGACGAGGACCUCGUGGAGGAGCUCCUGGUCACCGUCAACUCGGCCCGGGCCUUCGCCGAGUUCCGCCGCGCGCAGCGCAAGGAGUGCGCCAACCUCCUGCGCUGGCUGCAGCUCGUCCUCCCGCUCCUCGAGGAGCUCCGCGACGCCGCGCCCCGGCUCACCGACGACGCCUACCGCCGCCUCACCCUGCUCGGCCGCGCGCUCGCUGCCGCGCGGCGCCUCCUCCGCUCCUGCCACGACGGCAGCAAGAUCUACCUGGCGCUUGAGAGCGAGACCGUGCUGGCCAAGUUCCGCAGCGUGUACGAGAAGAUGCACAGCGCGCUGGACGGGAUGCCGUACGCCGAGCUCGCCAUCUCCGACGAGGUCAAGGAGCAAGUCGAGCUGAUGAACGCGCAGCUGAUGAGGUGCAAGAAGCGAACGGACACGCAGGACAUGGAGCUGUCGAUGGAUAUCAUGGUGAUCCUCCAGAACAAGGAGGACGAGAGGAACGCCGACAGGGCGAUCCUGGAGAGGCUGGCCAAGAAGCUGGAGCUGCAGACGCUGGCGGAGCUGAGGGCGGAGACCAAGGCCGUAAAGAAGAUCAUCAACGAGCGGAACGGGCAGCAAGGCGACAGCACCAAGCAGAUCAUCGACCUGCUCAACAAGUUCAAGGAGAUCGCCGGCGUCGACGAGAAGAACGUCCUGGGCGAUGUCUCCAUGCCCAGGAGCUUGGACAAGUGCCCCUCCCUGAUGAUCCCCAACGACUUCCUCUGCCCAAUAACGCUGGAGAUCAUGACCGAUCCUGUCAUCGUCGCCAGUGGACAGACGUACGAAAGAAGAAGCAUUCAGAAGUGGCUGGACAGCGGAGAGAGGACGUGCCCCAAGACACGGCAGCCACUGGCGCACCUGUCGUUGGCGCCCAACUACGCUCUGAAGAACCUGAUACUGCAGUGGUGCGAGAAGAACAUGGUGGAGCUGCAGAAGAGGGAGCCAGAGCCCGCCGCCGGCGAGCAGGACGACAAGCGCAAGGAGGACAUCCCGUCGCUGGUGGAAGGCCUGUCGUCGCUCCACCCCGACGUGCAGCGGAAGGCGGCGAAGAAGAUCCGGAUGCUCUCCAAGGAGAGCCCCGAGAACCGGUCGCUCAUCGCCGACAGCGGCGGCAUCCCCGCCCUGAUCGGCCUGCUGGCCUGCCCGGACAAGAAGGUGCAGGAGAACACGGUGACCUCGCUGCUGAACCUGUCCAUCGACGACAAGAACAAGGUGCUCAUCACCAGGGGAGGCGCCAUCCCGCUCGUCAUCGAGAUCCUCCGCAACGGCAGCCCGGAGGCGCAGGAGAACUCCGCGGCGACGCUCUUCAGCCUGUCCAUGCUCGACGAGAACAAGGCGGCGAUCGGAAGCCUGGGAGGGCUGGCCCCGCUGGUGGAGCUCCUCCGGAGCGGCACCGCGCGGGGGAAGAAGGACGCCGCCACGGCCAUCUUCAACCUGGUGCUCACCCCGCAGAACAAGGCCCGGGCCACGCAGGCGGGCAUCGUGCCGGCGCUGCUCCGGGUGAUGGACGACAGGGGGCUCGGCAUGGUGGACGAGGCGCUGUCCAUCUUCCUGCUGCUGUCGUCCCACGCCGCGUGCCGCGCCGAGAUCGGGACGACGGCGUUCGUGGAGAAGCUGGUGCGGCUGAUCAAGGACGGCACGCCCAAGAACAAGGAGUGCGCGCUGUCCGUGCUGCUGGAGCUGGGCACCAACAGCAGGCCGCUGCUGGUGCACGGGCUCAGGUUCGGCCUCCACGAGGACCUCUCCAAGAUCGCCAAGAACGGCACCAGCAGAGCGCAGAGGAAGGCAAACUCGCUCAUUAAGCUGGCGCGCAAGUGCUAGCUGGUUGUGUUGGAGGCGCACAAUGUAUUUGUAAUCCAUUUUGGGGGCAUAUACAGAAUUUUUUUCGUGUAUCUCGUAUUCACGGCCAACAACAGAUUUCUUGCGUUUUACUAGGGUGGAAGGA